ACCCGAAUGUUUCGUAUCGUAUUUCUGUUCGCCAUAUUGGUGUAGAUGCUAGCUUGGGAAAAUCCAGAAACAUCUUGGCCUCCAUUUGUGAAAUACGUUAAAAUUUUAGUAUCCAGUGAGUUUCUUGUGUCUAUUGGAUGUGUUUGGGUGACCAUUUCUGAAAUCUAGUGGUCUCUGAGACAAGUGCAUUAUUAUUUACUGUGGCUGUAGGCAUCUCUGUGACAGAAGAAGUUCGAAUCAAAAAUGGCGUGUGCUACACUGAAAAGGUCUCUGGAUUGGGAACCCGUUUUAGGUGCUAGGCCUGCGAAAAGGAGAAGAUGCAUUCCGUUCUGUGGUACUCCAAGCCCUUCGAAGGAAAGGCCCAUGGUCUCGCCCAUCGGCCUCCACCAUCAAUCCGCCUCACAGUCGGCGUCGGUGACGAGUACGCCUUCCAGUUCCUUUUUCCCGGACGUCGUUGGCAAAAAUCUCACGCCAGAAGUAAUGGCAGCAAACAUAAGGGCAGAAUUGAAACGGUUCCAGAGGCGUAAACAGCUUCAAUUUGGUUCGAAUUCAGACAACGACAGCGGCUCAGGAGGUGAGCAGACGGAAUCACCAUCAAAAUCAGAAAAACCAGUGUUCACAUUUAAGCAGGUGGGAUUAAUUUGUGAACGAAUGCUUAGGGAAAAGGAAUCAGAAAUUAGGGAAGAGUAUGAUAAUGUCCUCACAACAAAACUAGCCGAACAAUACGAUGCCUUCGUCAAGUUCACAUAUGACCAGAUACAAAAAAAUUAUUCAUCUGUACCUAGUUAUUUAUCGUAAGAGAAGAUUAUUUUUCUUUAUUGAGUAUAUCAGCGCAUAAAUAUUAAACAAAACUUAUAUAAAUAUAUAUAUACAUACAGGUAGUUUUGCAUAUGAAACUAUAUACACUACACUUUUACAAUUUUGUCGGUAAUACGUUGUUGAGGUAGUCCCGCCUUACAUCAUUAUAAAUAUAUAUAUAUAUUAUAU
Molecule: messenger RNA, 987 nt
Organism: Nicrophorus vespilloides
Lineage: Eukaryota; Metazoa; Arthropoda; Insecta; Coleoptera; Silphidae
Product: akirin
Exons: 4
Coding region: 244-798 (184 amino acids)
Biological process (GO): positive regulation of transcription by RNA polymerase II; positive regulation of innate immune response
Cellular component (GO): chromatin; nucleus
Molecular function (GO): transcription coregulator activity
Source: RefSeq, a predicted model, not a curated record